Mucor mucedo is the source of this 1184-nucleotide messenger RNA. RefSeq lists its product as uncharacterized. The transcript is spliced from 5 exons. Bases 187 to 708 code for a protein of 173 amino acids. The record is from RefSeq and is a predicted model, not a curated record. Gene Ontology annotation, cellular component: nucleus. Lineage: Eukaryota; Fungi; Mucoromycota; Mucoromycetes; Mucorales; Mucoraceae. Gene Ontology annotation, biological process: positive regulation of neuron differentiation.
CUAAUGCACGAAACAUAAUUUGAAAGCAGGGGGGUUGAAAUAAGAAAAACCAUUUCUCCUCCCCCAUAUAAGGCCAUCAUUAAAGGGAAGAUCACUUGUAACAGUCACUUUUUCCCGCAUUUUUUCUUUAAGCUCAGUGUUCUUCACCUCUCAAUCCCUCUUCACCACCCUUCUUACACACAUAUCAUGACUAGCAGUAAUGUAGACUCGAACCUUUUAAAAACCCAAAUGAAUUCACUGGAGCUGUUACAACGAAAGACACAAUCUUUAGUUGACUGCAAAGCAACAUUAAUGUCAAAAACAGAGGUUUUAGAUUCUAAAAAAAGUUUACUACAAGAAACAAAUUCAGAAAGACAACGCUUACAACGAGAAAAGAAGUUAUUACGAGAAAUGCUGCAAAAUAUUAAUCAGGAUCUAGAAUCGCUGCAAGAAGUCGAACAAUCACUAACAAAAGAAAGUGACGAUCUGGAACGAUCUGUUAAUAAAAUAAAAAACGAACAGUAUGAACCUUUGCAGGACCAAGUCAAUGAAAUUCGAUUAAAGAUUGGAUUAAAUAAAUUACCACAUAUUCAGCAGGAACUGGAAGCAAGAUUAGCAAAAAUAUUAGAGGAUAGAAGGGUGAAGUGGCAACAAGAAGAAAGCGAAUCAUCAGCGUCGCCUACAGGCAAGAGAAGAAGACUAGCCGCCGCUAGUAGAUCCAGAAGAUGAACCUUCUCACUACAAAUAAAAUUAAGCUUCUUCAACUAUUUCCCGAGACUCUUCUUUUCGUUUUUUUGUUUUUUGUUUUCUUUCUUUUUAUAAUGUUCCCCCUCUUCUCGAAAUUUUUUAUUGAUGGGCGCAAAUAAUUCAAGAAAGUUAAGUGACCCCACCUCAUCACCAAAAGGGCUCAUCGGCAAAUUACAUGGCAAUUUACAUAGAAAGCAAUCCAGCACAAAUACAUCGGAGAUAACCAGCAGUAAUUUAUCAAACAAGAAAAGUUUAUUUAAGCGAAGAUCCUCCGAGCAAGAUGAAAGAGGGACCAAUUCACCCAUAUCAUCAAUAGAGCAACUACCACUCAGCUCUAGUCCAAUGAUCACGGCGGCUGAAAAAGCAUCUGCUCUAUAUGACCAAAACGUGGGGUCUUCAAAUGAUCCUUCUGUACCACAACAAAUGGCAUCCCGCUUAGCUAAUUGUUCACUGGACAG